Molecule: messenger RNA, 2077 nt
Organism: Chaetomium strumarium
Lineage: Eukaryota; Fungi; Ascomycota; Sordariomycetes; Sordariales; Chaetomiaceae
Product: multicopper oxidase-domain-containing protein
Exons: 3
Coding region: 128-1876 (582 amino acids)
Molecular function (GO): copper ion binding; oxidoreductase activity
Source: RefSeq, a predicted model, not a curated record
CAUCCAUCCCCGAGAGGAUCUGUCCGCCAGCCUCCAAGACAUCACUUCGUUGAGAGCAAGAUCUCUCGCUCACUACCCGGUCUUCAUCGAAUCCCGCACAUCCUUGACGGGGAACCUACUCUUUACCAUGAGGAAGUCAGUCCUUUCCUUCCUUGCCACGGUUGCUGGCUCGGCUGCCUUGUCCAUCCCGACCAGCCCAGACGCCCUGCUCCAACCUCGCCAGUCAUCUUCGUGUGAAAACACCCCUAAGUCACGCAACUGCUGGGGUGACUAUUCCACCGACACCAACUACUAUGAGACAACGCCGGAGACCGGAAAGACUGUGGAGAAAUGGCUCUCGGUCGAGGAAGGGCCCUGUGCCCCUGAUGGAUACCAACGGACGUGCAUGACCUUCAACGGCACCAUCCCCGGCCCGACCAUCAUCGCCGACUGGGGCGACAACCUCGUCAUCCACGUCACAAACAACAUGUCCAACAACGGAACCAGCGUCCACUGGCACGGGCUCCGGCAGCUGAACAACAGCAUCAACGACGGCGUCCCCGGCGUCUCGCAGUGCGGCAUUGCCCCGGGCGAGACUCAGACAUACCGCAUGCGCGUCACCCAGUACGGCUCGACCUGGUACCACAGCCACUUCAGUCUGCAGUACGCCGAGGGCCUCUUCGGCGGCAUGGUCCUGCGCGGCCCCACCACGGACCACUACGACGAGGACCUGGGUGUCCUAUUCCUGCAGGACUGGUCACACAAGGAGGCCUUCGCGCUGUGGGACGUUGCCAGAACGGGCAACCCCGUCUUCAUGGAGACUGGCCUCAUAAACGGCACCAACUCGUUCGACUGCAGCACGUCGACGGACCCCAACUGCAAGGGUACGGGGAAGAAAUUCGAGACCGUCUUUGAGAAGGAUAAGAAAUACCUUCUCCGACUCAUCAACUCGGGUACCGACGCCGCCUUCCAGUUCAGCAUCGACGGGCACAGCCUGAGGGUCGUUGCGCACGACCUCGUGCCCAUCGUCCCUUACACGACGGACAACGUCCAGCUCACCAUCGGGCAGCGCUAUGAUGUGAUUGUCGAGGCCAACGCCGAACCCGGCGACUACUGGAUCCGCGGCGGCUGGAUCACCGAUUGCCUCACGAACUACAACGCGUUAAACAUCACGGGCAUUGUCCGGUACGACGCGACCAGCACCUCGGAUCCCACUUCGUCCAGCACCGUGACGACCUCCCACAGCUGCCUCGGUGAACCGCUCGAGAACACGGAGCCAUACCUGAAGCUUAACGUGGCCAAUCUCGACGGCGGAGUCGUGCUCGAAGACUUGUCCUUCGGCUUCAACCGGACCGGAGACGUCAACUACUUCCAAUGGACCGUCAACACCAGCAGCCUGCGGCUCGACUGGGGGAACCCGACAUUGAAGCAGGUGUUCGAGGGGAAAAGCAUCUUCCCUACCGAAUAUAAUGUCGUGAGCGUCAAUGCUAGCGGCACCGACCCGGAAUGGGCCGUCCUCGUCAUCCAGGACCUGAGCAAUAUUCCCCUCGCUCACCCAAUCCACAUGCACGGCCACGACUUCUGGGUGGUGGGCAUGGGCCUGGGCACCUUCUCCGGCGACACGAGCGCCCUCAACACGACGAACCCGUCGCGCCGCGACACCAGCACCCUGCCCGCCGGCGGCUACCUCGCCCUCGCCUUCCAGCUCGACAACCCGGGCGCCUGGCUCACCCACUGCCACAUCGCCUGGCACGCCAGCCAGGGGCUCUCGCUCGAGCUGGUCGAGAACCAGGCCCAGAUCGUGGCGGAUCCGACGGACCGGGGCGUGUUUGAUGAUAUCUGCAAGUCGUGGUCCAUGUUCAAGCCUGUCUAUGAGCAGGAUGAUUCCGGGAUUUGAUUUGGGGGUUGAGUGGAUGACGACGGAAAAUGACGGUUUUGGAUCAAAUUUUGGGUUGUCCGGCAGGGUAGAAGGUUAUCCCUUUUGGUUUUGAUAUACUUAUUGUAUUGUACAUGUAAAGUUGGUUUCCUAUGGGUGUAUUGUGAAAUACCUAACUUGAAGUUCCUCAUAACAAUCGUCUGACGCUGAGUUUCUUGUCAG